UUUUAAACAGAUAUUUACGAUAUGAUAGAAACUAUUUCAUUGGGUAGAUUAUUUCGAUUUUGACGAUUAACAUUUAUAAUCUUGGAUCUAUUAUCUUCAUGUAGUUUUUGAAAUAGGGUCAGAAAACGUUGUGGUACUUUAUGGAUUUGUGGUAUAGUUGCAACGAUAUAAGUUUUCUUAUUUAACGAACCAAAAAAUAUAUUAAACACUUCAUCAUAAAACUUCUUACUAUAUAAUUCCAUUUUUCCAAUUUCAUCGAUCACUAAUAUAUCCUGUUUGAUAAGAACGAAUAAAAAUAUUUAAUAUCAGCAACAAAUUAAUAAAUAGUAAAAUUAUUAAAAAAUUAAUUGAAUUAAUUAGUCAUGUAACUUACCAUAUCAGUUUUUAUCACCGGCAAAACAGAAUUUUCAAAAUUAUUAACGAAGACAUGAUAGUUUCCCACUCGAUAUUUGGAAAAUUGCUGCUGACUUAAUCUAUUUCUAUUUAAACAACGUUAUGUAUUAAUAAAAACAAAAAAAAAAAAAAUACGUACAUUAAAGAAAUGACAAAAACAUAUAAACUAACUCUGUACGUGCUAAAGGUAUCCUCUUCUCUUUAUUCUUCAUUAGAACAAUAUCAAAACCUAUUCUACUACCAUUUUCCCCUCGUACUUCUUCCGUAUAAAAGCCAUUGAAUGUACGAUUUUGUUUUUCCAAUAUAGAAGCAACAUUCAUACAUAUCGUCGUCUUUCCUAUACCUAGAGAUAUAUCGAAAGUAAAAAAUUAAAUGAAAUAAAAAUGAUAAAAAAAUGUCGAUUAGAAAAAAAGGGAAAUAAAUAAGAUUUAAAAUUCGCGGGUUAUACCGGGUGGACCAGUGAGAAGUACGCGGGUUAUUAACGACGUGGCGCUGUUGUCCAUGCUUGCGAUUGUUAUUUUUCUGUGUACAAAUUCGGCGGGUAGCAGCCAACCAAAACUGAUUUUGACAAAGACGACGUCUAUGAUGAAUAGAAGAUAGAGGAAUAACGUGAUUUUAUGUAUAUAAAAAAAGAAGAAUGUAUCACUGUGUAAGACUAUCGAGGAAAAACAAAAGCGAGAAUGGUCCGAAGCACGAAGCAACAGUACGGAAACAGUCGAAGUCGUGGCUCGAACUGACCGCGAAGAGAGAUCGUACGGCGAUCAGCUGAUCGAGGACUCGAAUUCUCAAGAGGAGACAACAGAGGUUGAUCGGGUGGUUCGAGCAAAAAGUCGCGGGUAUCUCUCGUAAACGUAACUGCGUGCGCGUUGGCAUUGCGUUCGUGUGUUCUGUGUACACGUUUAUCUUCUAGAAAUUUUCUACGUAAGUUCGUUAAGUAUAAACAGCUUACGGCAUGUCUAUUUGAAAGAAGAUACAUCACAAUUAAACGGAUUAUCCUUGUUUCCUACGUAAGAAGGAAGGUAAAGAAGUUAGAACGAAGGUGUAAGGGUGAUAUUUUCGUAAGAAGGAUAACGUAGAGAAAUCGUCGUUGUAUAGAUGGAAGAAAGAGACAAAAAGUGAAGAAGGACGGUGGUGUAUCCCUUUCGGAAUACGUGUCGUGCCGAUAGGCGGAGAAAUGGCUCGUCCUUCCGAUUCUAGUCCUCUUUCUUACGUUUUUUCACGACAAGUCGACGAUAAAAUUGAUCACUGUAAAAGACUCGUCAACUCUAGAUUCGGGGGAUCCGAGAACUUGUUUAGAAAAGAUCUCCUAUCUCAUUAUGGUUGUGUCAAUGCGAUCGAAUUUUCACGUCAGGGUGAUCUAUUGGUAUCUGGCGGUGAUGAUAGAAGAGUUUUAUUAUGGAAAGUAGAACAAGCGAUACAAGGUGUAGGAAAACCUACAGUAAUGAAAGCUCAACAUGUUAGCAAUAUAUUUUGUCUUGGAUAUGACAAUAGCAAAACAAAGAUAUUUUCUGCGGGAAAUGAUGACCAAGUAAUUGUUCACGAUUUGCAAACUUGCGACGUCCUCAGUUUCUUCCUACACGAGAAACCUGUAUAUGGUUUAUCGAUUCAUCCUCAUAAUGAUAAUGUUUUUGCAAGUGCGUGCGAUGAUGGAAGAAUUUUAAUUUAUGAUGUUAGAGGAGCAGGUGCCAUGGAAACUUUUUGUCUAGCACAAUAUAAGACACCUUUUCAUUCUGUUAUGUUUAAUCCAGUUGAACCUAGAAUGUUAGCCACUGCCAAUGCUAAAGAAGGAGUUAGUAUGUGGGAUGUAAGAAAACCACUUAGGCCUGUAUUACGUUAUGGAAAUGAAAGUCCUGCACAAAGUUGCAUGAAUGCAAGAUUUAAUGCAGCAGGGAAUAGAUUGUUAGCAUUGAGGAGAAGGCUACCUCCAGUAUUGUAUGCUGUUGAUUCUUCUUCUCACUUAUGCCAAUUUGAUCAUCCAGGGUAUUAUAAUAGUUGUACAAUGAAAACAUGUUGUUUUGCUGGUGAUAAUGAAGAAUAUGUUCUUUCAGGCUCGGACGAUUUCAAUCUUUAUAUGUGGAAGAUUCCCUCUGAAGGCGUAAAGUGGGUAGAUUCUGCUCAUAUGGUUUUACGUGGUCAUAGGUCAAUAGUCAAUCAGGUACGCUACAAUCAAGCAAGUUGCGUACUUGCAUCAUCUGGAGUUGAAAAAAUUAUCAAGAUUUGGAGUCCAUUUUCUCUUGGAAGCGGAUGUUUAGGUGGCCUAAAGCGGGAUGCUGGAAAACAAGAAAGGCAACGUCGUGUAUUUACGCACGACGAAUAUAUUGGCUUAGUAUUGCGUAGUGGUCAAUUUAUGACCCACGAUUAUAGUCAUCAAUCAACUAGGGAGGAUCCAAGAAUGAUGGCUUUUUUUGAUUCCUUAAUACAACGUGAAAUUGAAGGUUGGAGUUCAGAAGACAUGCCAACUGCAUCACAAACUCCUAGUGAUUCUGAAAAUAAUCCUACAACUGGACGUACCUAUAGCGCAACAGAUUCUGACGGAUAUUCAACAACUUCCGGAUUUUAUUUUAGCAAACAGGAACGUUUGUUUGCAUCAAGUUCACCAAGAAGUAACAAUAUGAAAGGAUAUGUUAUAAUAUAUUCUUUUCCAAAAUAUUCCGGUGAAAAGAUUGAUAUUAGUAAUACAUUAAAUGGGUACCAAUAUGGAGAAUAUUUUGGAGCUUCUUUGGCAUCAUGUGAUUUAAAUAAUGAUGAUAAAGAUGAUUUAAUUGUUGGUGCACCUCUUUGGACUAAAGAUAUGGACGAGGGUCGAGUAUAUGUUUUUAUUGCAUGGGAAAAUAACAAUUUUAUGAAAAAACAAGAAAUUGAUGGCAAUGUAAGUGGAGGAAGAUUUGGCUCUUCUAUAACAUGCUUAGGAGAUAUUGAUUAUGAUGGAUACAAUGAUAUUAUGAUUGGUGCACCAUAUGAAGGAGACAGUGGUGCAAUAUAUUUAUACAACAGUAAUAAAAAUGGAAUUCUGAAAUGUAGUCAAAAGAUACUUGGUUCUGAAUUUUCACCAAAUAUUUGUGGAUUUGGUAUAUCAAUAUCAAAACCUUUGGAUAUAAAUAAUGACAAAUACCUUGAUAUUGCAAUAGGAGCUUAUUUAUCUGAACAAGUUGUUCUGUUACCAUCCAUACCUGUUGUUUCAAUAACAACAGAUCUUGUGUAUUCUGAAAAAAAAUUGUCUAGGGAUUCGAAAUUUUUCUUUAUUUAUAUAUGUAAUAUUUAUGAUGGUGUAUAUGCUCCUAAAAACUUAAAUAUCAUUCGUAAUUUAGAAAUAGAUCCAUUAUAUGGAAGAGCAAUGUAUUUGAAAAAUAAUACAAGUAAUUUUACUUGUAUUUUACCAACUAUAUUAAAAAUAUCCGAACGUCAAUGUGAUUUGUUCAAAAUUCACCUUAAGGACAACAUACAAAAUGUGAUUGAUCCAAUUUCAUUAUCUGUAGUGGUAGAUUUUAAUAAUACCAUGCAAGAAAGUAACAAGUCAAGUAACAUUUUUCAUAGAUCAUCUGUAGUAAUAAACAAACUGAAUUCAAAAAUUAAAGAUGUAAUUCAGUUACCAUUUUUAUUAGAAUGUGGUACUGAUGAUAUUUGUAACUCAGAUUUACGGAUAUCUCUUCGAACUAAUUUAACAUCCAAUAAUACAUACAUUAUUGGAUCAUCCUCGAAUCUGAAACUUAUAAUUGAUGUUCAUAAUAAUGGUGAACCUGCUUAUCAGACACAAGUACACAUUUUUAUUCCAAAUCCCUUGUCAUUAGUGAGUAUACCACCAGCAUGCAUGGAAUCAUCUUGGACAAAUAAGUAUAAUUUGCAAGUAAUAUGUGAUCUUGGAAAUCCUCUUACCAAUGCAACCAAUGAAACAAUGAUAUUAGAAUUGGAUACAAGUAAGAUUCGUUUUGAUGUUAAGAGUUUGGAAUUAUAUGCAAACGUUACUACUCAGAGUGAAGAAAUAAAUCAAUUAGAUAAGAACUAUACUAUGACAAUUUAUUUUGAUAUUGAUGUUGAUAUAGCUAUAGCAGGAAAAGCACAAGACAAUGUAUAUUCGUACUUUCGGAAAGAUGAACAAAAUUCACAAAAUAUUAAAUUUAAACAUAUUUAUGAAGUACAAAAGUUUGGAAGAAGUCCAAUUAAUGAAGCUAUCUUAAUGGUAGAAAUUCCAACAUAUUGGAAAAAUAAAGAUUAUGAUAUAGAAUUGAUUAAUAUAAAUCAAACAAUUGCUCAUAUGGAUGGUAAUAUUCUUAAAUUAAAAAUCAAUGAUUUGGAUCAUUGUAAAAAUUGUAAAACUUUCAAGAGGGAAACCAUUAAUGAAUUCAUCGAUGAAUUUGAUAUAAAUAAUAAAUCAGUUAAUAUUUAUACAAGAAAUGAAACAAAGAUCAAAUAUGAAGAAAAUUUGACUAACAUGGAAAAAUUGGUAAUAAAUACACCCGUUGAAAACAGAAUACUGUUCAUUAAUUGUAGUAAUCCAAUGAUUGUGUGUAAACAAGUUGAAUGUAAAUUAAAUCCUUUUACAAGUUCUUUAUCUGUCGCUCAACUCAUAAUUACAUUAGAUUUUAAAUUAUUAAAUAUUCCAUCAUUCAUGUUAGAAAAUAAAAAUAUUAUAUUAUUUGCAUCUAAAGGCACUGUAAAUAUCACACAACCAUCCAAUGUUAUUCAAGGAAGCACAAAUAAACCUGAUACUACCAUGAUAAUUACAAAAUUCCAAGGAUCUCCAAUAAACGAACGUGUUGCCGUUUGGAUAGUAGCUUUAUCAAUAUUUCUUGGGAUCAUACUUUUAAUAUUAAUUAUUCUGGGUCUCAUUAAAUUGGGUUUCUUUCAUAGAAAAAGAAAAGAACAACUAGAGGCUUUGAAAGCUAUAUCAAAUGAAAACAAUUCUAAGAUUAUAGAAAUAAUUUCGUCCGAAGUUCUUGAUCAAGAAUAAGUAAAAAUAAGAAGUAUAUAUUAUGAAAUAUUUUUCAUUUCUUUUAAUUUAUUUUUUAAAACAAGUACAAUAAUUAGCAACGUGUAUAACAUUUUAAAUAAUUGUAUAAAAUAUAAGAUAAAAUAUAUUACUUUCAAAAACAUGAAUUCUUUAUAAAAAUAUAAGUUAUAAAAAUAGCAACAUAUUUGAUAAAUUCAUUUGUGCUGUUGAGUAAAACCUGAGUUAAAAAGAAUUAACGAAUAACAAAAGUAAAAUAAAUAAUAAUGUGAUGGUUGUGCAUCGCACGUAUUGAAAGAACGUAAUCGUUCGAAACGAAAAAUGAAAGUAGCAAUUAUACAAGAAAAUAUAUGAGGUCACUUUGUUCGUUUCCAACAAUCUAUUAUUCUAUUUUAUUAAUAAUUAACAACAUAUUACUUCUUUAUAACUUGUUAUAGGAUAUUUGUUAACUCAUAGCAAUUAAUAACAUUAACAUACGUAACACUUGAUAUUUUUGUUAUUUAAAGCACCUGAUAUUUUUGUUAUUUUAACGUGACAUUUAUAUAAAUCAGAAGCAUCCUUUUUUGGCUUCUACACAUGCUUUUUUUCUUCAAUUAUUUGCAUAUAUUUACGAUUUAUUCUUAAGCCAUACAAAAACUGCAAAUGUAAUUGCAAGUAUAUAAAAUGCAAAAUUUAAUAUUUCAGAUCUUUGAAAGAGAAAUAGAGAAAAAGAGAGAGAGCAAUAUAUUGAUUUUGAUAUAAUUUUCGCAAUAAUUUUUCUUAUUUAGAGGCAUUUUUUUAACUAAUUUUUUUCACCUCAUCUAUAAAAAUAAGCAUUUAAUCAUCAAGGCCAAGUCCUUUAGAUAUUUCAUCUGCUGUCAAUUUGUUUCCUCCUGACGUUGAAGGAUUAUUCAUAUGUGCAGAAGGCAUUGGGGGAUUUGGUGUUACGUAACUUGGAGGAUGUUCAUGAGAUUUCUGUAUCAAAAAGUUUCACAAAGAGAUCAAAACUAUGAAAUAUAGUCGAACUUAUACAAAUAAUAUUUACUUUGUUUCGUUUAUAAUAAUAUCAUUAUUUAGCAUAAGAUUAUUACUUUUAUACUUACAUCUUUUCCAUGUUUACUUAAUCCAUCUAUAGCAGAACUUAGUAAUGAUGAACCAAGUGCAGAACCUAUACCGGACAAGAAGUUUGAACUAUUGGAUCCUUGUUGAGAUCCAUAUGGUGCUGAAUAUCCACUAUAGCCUCCUGAUGGUUGAUACGGUUGUUGUUGCUGAUUUCCACCACCUCCAAGAACUCCACCAAGAAUAGAUCCCAAUGCUCCAGUUAAUGGGUCAGUAUUAGUCGGUGGAGGCGGCUGAUAUGCUGGUCGUUGUGCUCCAGCCCCACCUUAUAAUUGUAAGAAUAUAUAAAUUGAGAUUAUUGAUGUUUAAUGAUUAACUGAUCAAAAAGGUAUAUCAUUUAUUCCAUAAAUUUGAAUUAAUUAAAACAUUUUUUUAUAUUGAACUAAUAUAUAAAUUUAUUUAAUACCUAAUGCUCCAAGGAUAGAUCCAAGAACAUUAUCAUUAGGUCCUUGAGAAGGAUAUCCUUGCUGUGCAUGUAAGUUUCUUUGUAAAGCAGUGUUUGCUAAAUGGGCGGCUAAACCAAUAAAUGUACUUGAUAGUCCUGAACCAUUGUCACUCUUUGUUGAUGUAUUGGAAGCAUCUAAUUUUCCAAGUCGUUCCUCCUCUUUCUUUCUCUGUAAUGUUUAAUAAAUAUUAUUUUCUGUUUUAAUUUUCAGUGCAAUAACAAUUACACAAGUUAUGAUACAUACAUUGGCAUGUUCUAUUGCAGCAAUACUACCUGCAGCAACUAAUCCACUCCAAGGUAUAUUACUGAAUAAACCACCAAAUGAAUCUUUUUCUUCACCGGAUUGAUUAUUUCUAUUUGAUGGGCCAGUAGAAGGUGUUGGACCAUAACCUGGAGGAGGAGGACCAUAUCCACCUGAUUCGAUAGAUUUUGUAUCCAGAUUUGGAUACAAACCACCUGGUGCUGUUAAAAUUUUUAUUUAAUUGAAUAAUAUUAAUAAGAUAAUUAUAUUUAAUAAUGUUUAACAUUAUAUAAACAUAAAUAGAAUUGAAAUAAUUCUUACGAGGAGGGCCAAAAUCUGCAGAUGGAACUGAUAUAGGCAAUGAGGAAUGUGCUGAUCCAACGGGUACAUUUUCAUACAUAAUGCUGAAUAUUUCAACAUCACCAUCGAUCACUAAAUACGUUACUUUCUGGUAUGGUAAUCGAUGUGCAAAUUCUGCAAAGUGCCUACCAUUUAUAGCAAUUUUAUAAUUCAAAUGAUCACAUAAAAUAAUUAUUUCAAAUUCUUGACCAGGUUGUAUGCACAUAGGACCUUCAUUUUCGUUUGCUCCCCAUGCCAUAGAUUCAAUAUGAUUUCUUGUAAUAACACCAUCAGAAAAUCGAGGUGAUAUAUGAAUGGCUAUAUCAUCUCUUGGAUUUAAUAUCGGUCCCAAUUGAUAAUUAAUAGCAAAUCGGAUAGCAUUUUCAGGAACUUUACCACGAAUUCUUACCAUUUUUCCAGGUACCAAACCAUUCUCAACUGCACCCACGUAAGGAAUUUCCUAUAAAAAAAAAAAAAAAAAAAAAAAAAAAAAAAAAAAAAAAAGAAAAAAUAACAUUGUUACAGUUAAUUUAUAUUAUAUAAGUUCAUGUUUAUUAAUAAAACCUAUAGAAAUAUAUUACCAUUGUAAGUAUAAUGUAAUACUAUGCAAUGCGGAUAAUCUUAGAAUAUACUGAAUAACUUGAAUUUUAUCCAAAGAAGAUAAAUAAUAUAAUAAAAAAUAAACUUACUGGAUUUGUAGCAACUUCUGUAGCCAUUUUAUA
Messenger RNA from Vespa velutina, 8183 nucleotides. RefSeq names its product integrin alpha-8-like. NCBI's taxonomy places the organism in Eukaryota, Metazoa, Arthropoda, Insecta, Hymenoptera, Vespidae. The record is from RefSeq and is a predicted model, not a curated record. Gene Ontology annotation, biological process: cell-cell adhesion; cell adhesion mediated by integrin; cell-matrix adhesion. Gene Ontology annotation, molecular function: integrin binding. The transcript is spliced from 15 exons. Gene Ontology annotation, cellular component: integrin complex; external side of plasma membrane. Bases 1568 to 5341 code for a protein of 1257 amino acids.